GUAGUCCUUGUCUUCAGAGGUAGCAGCAUCUUCCACACAGCGUUAACCUGUGAGCCUGUCCUCCACAGCAAUUACACUGAUUUUAGUUUUUUACAUCUCAGGUUUUCUGCCUGAAAGAUACCGUGAAGCAGAGCUUUGCCUUUCAGGGAGAAAUCAGUUUGGCUUUUGUUACUGUGCCUCCUUUAUGUCUCCCUGCACUUAUGCUUUGGAGUAUCUCACUGGAUUCUUCAAACCUUUUCCUGACACCCACGGCCUUGUGUUACCUGCAUUCUCCUCUGCUUUCUUGAUGCUCUUUGGAGCAAAAAGUCCUGCAGGACCUUAGUGAAGAAACAGAGCAGGUUGUGGAAAGCUGCUCCCUCCCACUCUCUCACCUCACUCCAAGAUCUUAUUUAUUUUUACUCAAAGGAGAUUUUUCAUGAUCCAACAAGCAACAGAAAGUACAGAAAUGCUAAGAGCUGCUACUUUGGCAACCUUUCCCUUGCCCCUGAAUGAAAGAAAGGGCGCCCUUCGGCCCUGGCAUCCCUCAUGAGGCCAUGCAUGGUAGGAGGCUGAGGGUGUCAGAGAAAGAGGGGAGGAGCUGCUCCCAUCACCCUGUCCCCAGCUGCAGGAUGCCUGGUUUGGUACUUGAGGAGGUACUUAAGAGCACUGGAGCUCAGGGAAGUAUCAGAGACAUCACAUCAGCUCCCACCACGUGGCCCCCUCUGCCCAUCGCUUCUCAAGGCUUCUCACCCUCCCUUCACAGCAGUGUGCAAUUCUAAUUAAAGAGGAAAAAAAAGUCAGUAUCAUCCCAGCACACAGCCCUGAUUACCGCAUGGGCAUGCAAGGAUGUGACCCAAAGAUUACAUAAUUAGAAGGCAUUUGUUAUGCUUGCGUUUCAAAUCAGUGAUUAGCAUGUGACAGUCCCAUCCCGGGAAACGUCAAACCACCAUUGCUGUUCUCUCUCCUUUCCUGCACAGUGCUAAUUCCCAACUCUGGCAACCGCCAGUGCUGAAGGAUCUUCAGACAGCCUGAGGGUUCAGACCAGCUGACCCAUCGCAGGGCUCACAUGUGGGCAGCUCUAAGCCAUGGGAUGUUCCCAGUGACCAACCAGAACCCUCCAGAGUAAGGACAGGAGUCCCUCCGAGGACGCACACCCUAUAGCAGCCAUGGACUCAAACAAACAAGAAGGAGAGACUGAAAGUGUGCCUGUGAGUACCCCUGCAACACAGAUUUCCCAGGACUCAAGCGCCUGAGUUCCCCGGGGUGGCUGUCCUCUUACCAUCAGUGCUCCAGUUUUGGACUCAGUUUAUAACCAGAUGUUAGGCCGAAUUUCUGUUGUAAAGUUGCAGGCAUUAGCCUCUGAGUUGAAAGCGGGUUUCACAGAAGCGAUGCAGGAGCUGUCACGGAUCCAGCAUGGCGAGUAUGCCCUGGAGGAGAAGGUCAAGAGCUGCCGCUGUGCCAUGGAAGAGAAAGUGGCUGAGAUGAAGAAUUCCCUCAACACAUUCAAGGAGGAGCUCAGCGAUGCAAAAUCAAUGAUUGAAGAAAUCAGUGCCAAGCAGGAGGAAAUGCAACAGAAAAUUGAGCAGCUGCAGCAAGAGAAGCGGAGGGAAUCACGGAAAAUGAAAGCUAAAAGAGCACAGAAGGAUGAUCAUGGGUCACAGACGGUACCUACACCCCUCCAGGGCAGCCCAUUUCGAUCCAUUAACCUCCCAGAACCUGUGCUGAUCAAUGAAGAUUUUACAAGUCUUCUACACAACGUGACUUAUGAAAAAGUGUCUGACACCAGGAUCAUGCCAAUGGGAGAAGGAAGCGUGAAAGUUGUAGGAGGUCCAGGAGCACCCAUAGAGACAGAUGACAGCCUGAAGCCACCUUUGACAACAGAGGGGCAGCCAAAAGUGCAUCUGCCAUCAACAGUGUGGAAGCAGCCCAAGGACACCAAGGACUGGGGAGAUGAAUACAUUUCAAAAGAGCAACCAGAGAGAGGGAAAGACAUGGGCCAAAGCAGAUACAGCUCAGCUGACAACAUUAUAUGUGAACCCUCUUUGGCUGCCAAAAGGCAGAACAUCGCUUUGGAGCUGCUGGAGUCAGAAAGGAAAUAUGUCAUCAACCUUUCCCUAAUCCUGAAGAUCAAGGCCACGUUGCAAGGACCAGAUGUGAAAAGGAGCACUAAAGAGAGAAGCUUCUUCCCCAACUCUUUGCGGUACCUGGUCCAGCAGCAUGUCGACUUACUUCACGCUCUGCAGGAGCGAGUCCUGAGCUGGCCACGACAAGGAAUUCUAGGAGACAUCUUCCUGAAAUUAACAAAUGAUGAGAAUAAUUUUCUGGACUACUACGUUGCUUACCUGAGGGACCUGCCAGAAUGCAUCUCUCUGAUCCAUGUGGUGAUCCUAAAGGAGGUAGAAGAAGAAAUCAAGUCUGAUCUCUACAUUCUGUUCUUCCAUAUAGUCCAGCGAAUCCCUGAAUACCUUAUUCAUCUACAGAAUGUCCUGAAAUUCACGGACCAAGAGCAUCCUGACUAUUACCUGCUGCUGGUGUGUGUGCAGCGCCUCCGGGUUUUCAUCUCACACUAUAGUCUCCUCUUCCAAUGCAAUGAAGACCUCCUUAUACAGAAGAGGAAAAAGCUGAAGAACACGACGAUGGAUUUCUCCUCCCUCAGGUCAUCCCUGGUGAAGCUGUACAAAGGUCUUACCUCCCAGUGUACGAGCCAAGAGGUUUCUCCAACACCCAGUGCGGCAUCUAUCCGGGACAGUGGGAUCCAUUCGGAAGAGACAAUACAGUCAUUCCCACCAGCACCUUCCUCUGGCACCACAACCCCGCAUUUGAUGCCGCAGAUGAAGAAACCCCAGCCAACCGUGAUGGAGAACAUCCAGGCUGUAAAGUCCCCUGACUGGGAAAUGGAAAGCAGAAAACAUGAGAGGCCGGAGAACAUCCUUGCAUCCUCCCAGCUCACAGAGCAGGAACUCAAGGCUUUGACAGCCCCUUUACAAUCUAUCCCUGAAAUGGAGUAUGAAGCACCACCAGCUGAUGCAGUGGGGAACACUGACAGAGCCAUCAGGACCUCUGUGGAGCUGCUGCAGGACGCGAGAAACUUUGCACCAAGCUAUGAAGAGUUUGACUACCCUGGGGAGGUUUUCACCCUGCCAGGACCCUAUGAAGAUGAUGCCUUCCAAAACAUUGCUCUCUUUGAGAAUUGCUCCCCAGCCUCUUCCGAGUCCAGCUUAGACAUUUGCUUCCUUAGGCCCGUUAACUUCACAUCAGAACCAGAGAGGACAGAUCAUGCCUUACAGCCAUUGCCUAAGAGCUGCACUCCUGUAAGCAGCAGUACUUACAAGCGUGAGAUGUUCCACAGCAAAGGCAAGCAGCUGAGCAGGUCUCUGAAGGAGCUGCCAAGGAGCGCUGAGGGUGUGAGCACCAGGCUCUACAGCACACGGAGCAGCAGCGGGAGCCGCCUGCAGCAGAAGCAGGAGAGGAAUGUCCAGCCUCACAUGAUCUCAGCCUCAUCUCGAAGCUCCCAAAGGAGCUACUUCCCCCCACAGAGAGGAGCGGGUGAAAAACAGAGCUUUUUGGAAGAGCUCCAUGCAGAAGACAACACCAGGUUCUGCCAGAAGGAUGACAAUGAGCAAACAUCCUUCAGCGACCACAACCCACGGCACGAGCCCAAGGGGGGUUUCCGGAGCUCCUUCCGCAAGCUCUUCAAAAAGAAAUAAGCAGCCCCAGGAAAGGCAGGCCACAGCCUAAGUGCAACAGUGCUUCCCCAGGUCCCCGAGGGUGGAGGCAGACAGCAAGGCCCCAAGUACCCCUUUACUAACACAGUAGGUGGAGGGGUGAGGGAGAGGAGACUGUCACAAUUGCCUUACAAACGCAUCCCUGCUCUUAGCACAGGGCAGGGCCAGGCUAUGGGUUGAAGUGUAGCUCAGCCAGCAGGUCCAGUAAGUACAGGAACUUGCUAGCCUUCACCCCUGCCUGACUGAACUUUCCUCAGAAAGUUUUGGAAAGCUUUGGCCAAAUCCCUGUAUCUUCUCCUCCCCCUCAUCCCCCAGUGCUGCUUGAUUUGCCAUACAUCUUCGCUCUUCCAAAUUCAAGCCAGGUCUAAUUUGGGCUCACCCCACAAUAGCGGGGUUACCUCUGCAGCCUUGGCAUCCUGGCCUGAAGCCUGAAAUCCCUUCUAUUCUCCACUUUCAUCCGCCGCCCAA
Molecule: messenger RNA, 4172 nt
Organism: Neopsephotus bourkii (Bourke's parrot)
Lineage: Eukaryota; Metazoa; Chordata; Aves; Psittaciformes; Psittacidae
Gene: ARHGEF33
Product: Rho guanine nucleotide exchange factor 33
Exons: 17
Coding region: 1296-3686 (796 amino acids)
Molecular function (GO): guanyl-nucleotide exchange factor activity
Source: RefSeq, a predicted model, not a curated record